CCCAAUCGUCUCUCUGGAAUAAAGAUCGCAAGGGGCUGAUUUCCGUAUAUUCGUGGGGAUGUCGACGUGGCGAAUCUUCUCCGACGCCGAAAAUGAUUUCCGGUGGGAGGUUUCCGGCGCGGUGGCGCAAUCGAACUUACCGGUGGAGUCGAAGGUUUAUCCGGUCUCACCCGUCAGCUCCAGUUUUCGCCUUCCCUCCAUGGCUGACCUCUUGCUUGAAGGCUGUCCGAAGCUUCUCGAGAACGCCAAAGACGGCGGUGGGAGUGCUCCGAUUUUUCGAACUGGAUCGGGGAAAUCCGUGGCACUGAAACAAUCUUCAAUCGCCAAAGCUUUGUCAGUUCUAAGCGAUGGGGACGGCUUAGGCACAGCUGGCUACGCAGGUGAAGCAUACAAUGGAGACGUUCCAAGCAAUUUCUCCAACUCACUUUUCCAAACUGCAUCUGGAAAAUCAGUUGGCUUCACUUCUGCUGGACUUUCCAAAGCCAGGAGUUUGUUGGGAAUGACAGAAGAUGGAGGCAAUGCUUCUAGUUUUGAAGGGUUCCAACGUCCACAAAGAUCAUCUUUUGCAAAAGUGCACACUGGUGGGCAGGGUUUUACUCAUUUGGGGAUGAGAGAUGGUGCGAGCAAGGAAAUGCCAGGUUCCAGUCCAGCCACACCUUAUAAAACUGGUUUAGCAGGAAGCAGACUUUCGAACGAGUUUACCCCAGACUCAUUGCUGUCCAAAGUGCAUGAUACAGCUGCUAAACCACCUCCAAUCAAGUUCCAGACAGCCGGGGGGAGAUCGUUAUCCGUUUCAACUGAUGCACUGCAACGUGCAAGAAGCCUUCUUGGGGACCCGGACUUGGGCAGUUUCUUCAAUGUGGGGGAUCCGGCCAUUGCUGUUUCUGAAGAGAGAAGAACCAGUGACUCUUCGUUCAGCAAGGUCAAAGAUGUGUAUGCUGGAUUUACUUAUCCUGGUGCUGCAAGGAGUAAAUAUACUCAAAAGAAUUUCUUACCCCCUCUUAAAGCAUCUUCCAACCAGUUUCAAGGGCUGCUUAACUCGGAAAACGUCUCAAUAGGGAGCAACUUGCUCAAGCAGUUUGAUGCUGUUGGAAACGACUGUAUAAAUGGCAAUGUGAACAAGGAGAACAGUCUUGCGAGUUAUAAGACCUGUAUGGAUGAUCAUGCAAGACUCAACACCAUAGGAAAUGGGUCUGCUUUGAGACGUAUUCAAGUAGCAAAGCCAUGUCCGGGGCCGUUGGCUGACAUCUCCAAUACCGUGCACACAAAUUGCGCAGACGGUAGACAAGUGGGCGGUGGAAAGAGGAGACUGAGGGGUGGAAUAUCUGUUUCCCCAUUCAAGAGGCCAAGAAACUCCAAAUUCAUCACCCCUUUGAACAAGAAUCAUUGCCCCAGUGGUUUAUCGGUGGUGUCAUCUCAGAUUCCUUGUAGCCGAAAAAGGGUCUCCACUAGGUAUCCUGCUCAGACUUCAAGGAUGCAUAUCAAAGAAUACUUCGGGGUGGCCCUUCCUCACCACAGGUUUCUUGUGCAGUUGGAAGAGCAAGCAGCUUGUAUCACAUCCGACGCUGCAUCUACCUAUUCUUUCCCAGAUCAACUGGGCACGAAUUCCAUUGGAGUAGAAGCCUGUCGCCGCAUGCUUGUUCAGUCAGGAGCUUCUGAGCAAUGUGCUUCCGAAGAGUGGGUUACGAAUCACUACAAGUGGAUAGUUUGGAAACUGGGAUGCUACGACAGAUAUCGUCCGGUGAAGGCGGCUGCGAAAUUUUUGACGAUCACCAAUGUCCUCGAAGAACUGAAAUACAGAUAUGAAAGAGAAGUAAACCAUGGACAUCGAUCUGCACUCAAGAGGAUCUUGGAAGGCGAUGUACCUCCUUCUUCGAUGAUGGUCUUGUGUAUUUCGGCAGUUUGUGCUAAUUCUGAAGCGGAGGCAGAGGAUCGUCCACCGGAAUCAAAUAGCCCUCUAGGUGGUACUGCGGCAAAAGUACAGCUGACUGAUGGAUGGUAUGCAGUGGAUGCUCUAUUAGAUAUGCCGUUGUCAAAGCUUCUUUCAAGUGGGAAUCUUUUUGUUGGACAGAAACUUAGGGUUUGGGGAGCAGGAUUAUCUGGAUGGGCUGGCCCUGUUUCUCCACUUGAGGCAUCAAACGCCGUCAGUUUGCUGUUGCAUACCAAUGGGACUUAUAGAGCUCAUUGGGCUGAUCGACUUGGAUUCUGUAAGAGAACCGGUGCUCCUUUGGCCUUCAGGUGUAUCAAGAGCAAUGGCGGCCCUGUUCCCCAUACGUUAGUUGGAGUUAGACGCAUCUACCCUGUUCUCUACAAGGAGAAGUUUGGUGGAGGUGGAUCUAUCGUGAGGUCAGAGAGAAUGGAGGCUAAGAUGUUGCAGGUGUAUAACGACAGGAGGUCAGUUGUGGUGGAGGGUGUAGUUUUGGACAUGCAAAGGGGAACCGAAAGCUCUCGACCGUACAACAACGACAGUGAUAGUGAAGAAGGCGCAAAGCUUUUGAAAAUACUGGAGACGUCAGCUGAACCAGAAGUUCUGAUGGCAGGGAUGAGCUCAGCGCAACUUGCUUCUUUCACUUCGUAUCAGGCAAAACUACAGGCAACCAAACAAUUUAACAUGGACAAAGCAAUCGAGAAAGCUUUCCGGGAUGCUGGGUUAGAGGAGAGAGACGUUACCCCCUUUAUGAGGGUCAGGGUGGUCGGGUUGACAACUGGUGGUCAAGGAAAUAUCAGAUCACAAGAAGGUUUGAUAACAAUAUGGAAUCCUACAGAGAAGCAGCAGCUUGAGCUGGUGGAAGGACAGGCGUAUGAUGUUGCAGGACUAGUGCCUGUGAACUGUGAUUCAAAUACCCUUUACUUACAAGCAAGAGGACCCGGAAACAAGUGGAAACCCCUGUCUCGUUCUCAGACACAAUCUUUUGAGCCCUUCUUCACUCCUCGGAUGUCCAUCACGUUAUCAAACUUGGGUGAAGUUGCAUUUGGCAGCGAAUUCGAUAUGGCUGCAGUUGUUGUGCAUGUGGGGGAGGUUUAUAAAACUGGGGUGGCCUCGAAACAGUGGGUAUUUGUGACUGAUAACUCCAUCUCCACGUUGAAUCCAGAAGCUGCGAACUCCAUACUAGCUUUAAGCUUUGGCUCCCCUCGGGAAGACAAGGAUUCAGCUGCUCCUCCAGUCAACCACAAUCUAGCAGGGUCAACAGUUGGCUUCUGCAACAUUAUCAAGAGGAAGAAGGAUCAAAUGAAUGAGCUAUGGAUAGCUGAAGCAACGGAGAAUUCGACUUACUACCUUACCUUUGACUCCCGAAAUUGCUCCCACCUCAAAAAGACUGCAGCGUCCGUUCAAAGCUGGGCCAAAGUUUCCCGCUCGGUUAUCAGCAGGCUGAAGGAAAAGGUUUUAAACAUCGUUGAUGCUUCUUGAAGCCAGAAAUCUUAACAGGAGUUGCGAGUUCUAUGACUCUACAUUAUAUCAGUUUCUCAUGCAAACGCGAGCAUUCCGUUUUUAAGGGAAGCAUCUGCACAAGCUCUUGAGUUAACAGGGAAAAUCGUAUUAACGCUUCGUUAGAAACUAAUGUAGUUCAGCGUUUUACACAUUCUGUAAAUAUUUAAUGCCUCUAAUCCCCCAUGCUGGUAGGGAAAUUUUGCUACGUUUACUAAUCAUGCUUAGUAAAACUCUAAACAGGUUCUUUGAUGACAGUUCAAUUAUAGUA
Linum tenue is the source of this 3698-nucleotide messenger RNA. Lineage: Eukaryota; Viridiplantae; Streptophyta; Magnoliopsida; Malpighiales; Linaceae. The record is from the annotation of a GenBank genome assembly.